This is a messenger RNA of Aspergillus chevalieri, 1344 nucleotides long. RefSeq lists its product as uncharacterized. The coding region runs from base 1 to 1344 and encodes 447 amino acids. The record is from RefSeq and is a predicted model, not a curated record. Gene Ontology annotation, molecular function: D-serine ammonia-lyase activity. Lineage: Eukaryota; Fungi; Ascomycota; Eurotiomycetes; Eurotiales; Aspergillaceae. Gene Ontology annotation, biological process: D-serine catabolic process. The transcript has 2 exons.
AUGGCCUUUCCCUAUUACCCUAUUCCCUCAGAGCGGGAUCUGAAACAGUUUUAUAUCGGAAAAGAUAUCGGAGAUGUACCGAAACCGUCCGUCGUGCUUGACGUAGUAAUUAUCAAGGAGCACUGCGAGCGAAUGCUGCAGACCGUCAAGGCCCUAGAUGUUGGCUUUCGGGCACACGUAAAGACUCAUAAGACACCACAGAUCGCCCAGUUGCAAGUCGGCCAUGGUAGUGAAGACGCCAACUUUGUCGCGUCAACUGUGCUAGAGAUCGAAUGGCUUGCUCCGUUGCUCAAGGACCUUAAGCGACAAGGUCGUCGAUUCAACACUCUCUACGGAAUUCCUUUGGUGCCAUCGCAGGCGACUCGAUUGGCAAAGAUUGCCCGCGAACUCGGCCCCGGAAGCAUUACGGUAAUGAUAGACCACCCGGUUCAGGUUGAGUAUCUCAAGGCUUUUCAAGUGGCAGCGGGAUUUCCGGCCUACGUGUUCAUCAAGGUUGACUGCGGCUACCACCGAGCGGGAUUACCUCCAGCCAUGUUGAACAAGAACGGAUUACUGGAGAAGCUAGCGGAAGCGGAAAAAGAGGGCUAUGCUGUUAUUCUCGGGGUGUACUCACACAAUAGUUUAAGUUACGCAGGAAGCACACCAGAUGAGGCGAUGGAAUAUUUAGCAGCGGAAAUCGUCAGCUGCAGAGAGGCUAUCAAACACAACUCCCAUUUCUUGUCGGGUAGAGAGUUGGUGAUCAGCGUCGGCGCUACACCGCAAGUGGUGUCUUCGAACAAUCUCCUGAGAAGCUCGUCUAGCUCAGCGGCAGAGAGGUUGAAAAAUCUGCUGCACAAUCCAUCCGAGUCUAGUAUUCCCGUCAAAGUUGAACUCCACGCCGGUGUUUAUCCAGUUCUCGACAUGCAGCAGUUCAGCACUAAUGCCAGACAAUCCUCCGGCAAACUGGAAGAAGAAGUCGCCAUCUCCGUUCUAGCUGAAGUAUGCAGUAUAUACAACGAUGGAGAGCGAUCUAAACCAGAGGCCCUUGUCGCAGCGGGGUCUUUGGCCUUAGGACGAGAGCCAUGCAAAGCGUACCCAGGAUGGGGAGUUGUGAGUGACUGGAGACGGGGGUCGGGGAAUUCGAGGUUGAUCGUCGAACGGAUCAGCCAGGAGCAUGCGAUUCUCGCAUGGGAAGAUGGCGGAAGCAGUGAGAUACCGUUAAAAAUUGGGCAGUCUGUACGGAUUUAUCCCAACCAUGCGUGCGUGACUGGGGCAAUGUACGGGUGGUAUUUGGUUGUGGAUUCGAGUGAGGAUCAGGGCGCUUCGACGGUUGUAGAUGUGUGGGUACGGAUUGGGGGUUGGUAG